Molecule: messenger RNA, 2462 nt
Organism: Prunus mume (Japanese apricot)
Lineage: Eukaryota; Viridiplantae; Streptophyta; Magnoliopsida; Rosales; Rosaceae
Product: ARM repeat superfamily protein
Cellular component (GO): microtubule
Molecular function (GO): microtubule binding
Source: RefSeq, a predicted model, not a curated record
AAGCAGCUCUCUGUUAACACCGACCAAACGAACACGCAAUAUCACCACCGUCAACUCCGGCAAUGUUGCUGGAGAGUCCGGAAGCUCCGCCACCUGACCCGUAAACUCGACCCGAAAUCACUGAAAAAACCCGGCCCAUCAACCACAGCACAGCACAAUGCCUCCCGCGCAAAACCUCAAGCACCGGGUCUUCACGUGCCUGACGAAGCUCUCCGACCGCGACACUCACUCUCUCGCAGCUUCGGAGCUCGAGUCCAUCGCCCGGACCCUCGAACUGAGCUCCGUACCCGUUUUCCUUACCUGCAUCCAAUCCACCGACGCCUCCGACAAGUCUCCGGUUCGCAAGCAAUGCGUACACCUCAUCACCGUCCUCUCCGAAUCCCAUGGUGAUUCUCUGUCGCCGCAUCUCUCCAAAAUGCUCAGCAACAUCACGAAGCGGCUCCGCGACCCGGACUCCGCCGUCCGAUCCGCCUGCCAAAACGCCGUCGCUUCGCUCUCCUGCCACGUCACCAAGCCUCCGUUCAGCUCGUUUUUGAAGCCCUUAACUGACGCGCUGUUCACGGAGCAGGACCCGAACUCGCAGAUCGGGUCGGCACUCUGCCUGGCCUCAGGCAUUGACGCCGCGCCCGACCCGGAGCCGGCGAAGCUGGCGAGGCUGUUGCCGAGGCUUGAGAGGCUGAUAAAGUGCGACGGGUUUAAGGCGAAACCGGCGGUGCUGACGCUAAUCGGAUCGGUGAUCGGGUCGGGCGGGGCGUCGGGUCAGGGAGCUUUGAAGAGUUUGGUUCCUUGCCUUGUGGGGUUCUUGAGCAGCGAGGACUGGGCAGCGAGGAAGGCCGCGGCGGAAGCGCUGGCCAAGUUGGCGGUUGUGGAGAGAGACACGCUGUCUGAGUUCAAAGCUGGGUCUUUGAGAACGUUCGAGAAUCGGAAAUUCGAUAAGGUGAAAGGUGUUAGGGAGGUUAUGAAUCAGAUGGUGGAGGUCUGGAAGCAGAUUCCUGAUCUCUCUGAUGAGGCUUCGCCGCCGCCUCCUUCGAAUGCUUCUUCCAAAGAAAAUGCAAGUGAUGGAUACCACCCGGCUGUGUCCAGAAACUGCGAUGCUCCUGGUUCUGAAGCUCCUAAAUUGAAGAAGAUACCUAUCCCAGCUCGCAGAUCAACUCCACCUGAUAGUUCUUAUGCUACCACUGCUAGGAAGAGAAGCCCUUUGAAGAGCAAUGACAAGAAAAAGAAUCCAGGAAUGUUUCGAAAGACAGACCAUAAGAAGCCUUCAGAUUGGGACGUUGAGGUUGCUGCUCUUAGUGCUCCUUCAUCGGCUGGGGCUUUUGAUGAUGGUUUUAAGGAGAGGGAUGAGGAAAGAAGGAUCAAUGGCAACACUAGAUUUUCGAAGCCAGAAACAAAACGGGCCUUAUUCCAUAAGAGUUCUGAUAGCAAAGUGCAUAAAUUUGGGGGUUCAAGGUCAGGAUCUCGUGUGGCUCCCUGUCAAGAGGAUACCCCAGAUUCUACAGUUAUAGUCAGUAAUGUUACUGAGGAUAUCCAUAAGAAUCACAGAGAAUGUGAGGAUUUAUCCCUGAUCCGCAGUCAACUUGUUCAGAUUGAAAAGCAGCAAUCCAGUUUACUUGAUCUCGUGCAGAGAUUCAUGGGUAGUUCGCAAAAUGGAAUGCGCUCUUUGGAGACACGUGUGCAUGGGCUAGAGCUAGCACUGGAUGAGAUCUCAUAUGAUUUGGCUUUGUCAAGUGGAAGGAUGACCAAAAUUGACUCACGGAGCAGAACGUGUUGCCUUCUACCUGGUCGUGAUUUUUGGAGCUCCAAGUUCUGGAGGAAAACAGAAAGCAGGUACUCAUCCUCAAGGUUUCCUAAUUCCAGGGGCAUUGCACCAGCAGCAGCCAUGCGCUACAGAUCUGAUGACAAUGGCAAUGCUGAAACAUUGAUGUUGGAGAACCUUAGGUUUCGGCUCCAAGAUCAGAGUGGGUUCAUUGUAAAUCCGUUGGCAGAGAUUCAGAGUGGCUCGAGGGGUAUAUCAGUCAGUUGAAUCAGCAGUUGCUGUUUAGCAUUCUCUGUGGCAUAAUUUCAGCUGGAAAUUUUGAGUUUGUUCUGAGCCGUGCUAUCAACACAACAUAUAUGAAAUGAUCAAGGCAAUGUGUGAGCCUUCAGAAAAAUGUGCAAAGGUCAUUUUGGGUAUUACCGAAAGAAGUCUAUUACAAGAUUAAUAGAAGAUAUGAAAUUAUGUAUCCUCUUAAUUCAAGUGCAUCCUACGUUGUUAUUUUAAGUAAGAUUUCAAAGAAGUGAGAUUUAUCACCAAAUGCCACACUUUAUUGGUACAGAGGAGGUUAUAUUGUGUAUAGAGGAGUAGGGCUUUCAUUCCUUUUAGUUGGGGCCUCAUUUUGUAUCUUUGUUCUUGCUUCUCACGUAUUAUUACUUGCUCUGAAAGAGCCAUUAAUAUUUGAUGAUGAUGAUGAUGAAUUCUACCC